Molecule: messenger RNA, 3693 nt
Organism: Bursaphelenchus xylophilus (pine wood nematode)
Lineage: Eukaryota; Metazoa; Nematoda; Chromadorea; Rhabditida; Aphelenchoididae
Source: the annotation of a GenBank genome assembly
AUGAUGUUUGAUGGCGAUGAUUAUGCCCGCGAGCGGCUGGAUGAACAAUCGAGACAAAAGGUUCGAGAUGACGUCUACAAACUCGUAAUGUUCGGAGUUAUCAUUGAGGCAGGCACGUUUUCUCUUCCUUUUGUUUCAUAUUUAAUUUUAGUGGCUUAUGGCGGCACUUACCUCGGCUACGACUGGUUUCUGGUUUGAUCUUACCCAUGCCGACACCUCUAUUUUUCAAUGGCUAAAACUCAAUAAUCUAGAUGCUCCUAAUUGUUAUUUGUUGGAAUAAACAGAGAAUGUUCUUUGAGGCCACAAAGUUCUUUACUUCAUCGGCGUGACCGUCUGAUUUUCUGAACUCUUCUUUGUCAUUCAGUUUAUCAAGGAUAAUAUAGAUUUUAACUAUUGAAAAAAUUUGUUUUUCUAGGAAAAUCCGAUGCUCCACACAGUUGGUGGUCCAUUUUUGGCGGCACAGUUUCCAACCAUCCGUUUCUCUUCGAGGCCGGCGUCAAGUCGACCAAAAAAGCCAGCCCAGACAGCUGAAGUUGAUGCCCAAAGAUUGGCUUCGAUUUAUAAGAAUGUGUUUGGAGAUGCGAGUAACCAGGAGGUUAGGAAGGUGCUGAAAGGUACGUAGGAUUUUUAUUUGGUUUAUUUUGUGUUUAGAUGCCAGUAGGUUCCUCAGGCGCAAGAAUACUUUGUUAUCCAUGACUUCGGCCGUGCAAUCAACUCUCGGACAAAGUUCUCUGCUUUUUAAUGGAAACAUCAGUAAGGAUUUGAUUUUUCCUCAUUUGUUUAGUUUUGAGGAAUCCUUUGAAAAUGUUUUUCUUCAGAUAUCGUCGGAGUUCGCCAUUUCCGGACCAAUGCUAGUCGGCCUAAAGGAAUCGGUCAGAAGAAGGGAGAUCUUGAAGAAGACAAAGGCCCACUGAAAAAAUUUUUUGACAAUCUGCGUGGAGAGCAGGUGACUAAUUUUAUUUCUUAUUUGUCUUUUCUAGGCACAUUUUCUAUCAAAAUUAUGUCAUCCAUGGCAAUUUCAGAACUUCAAGCCCGAGAAAACAGCGGAAGAACAACUGAAACUCUAUAAGGAAGAGCUGUCCAAAGUUGCGGAAAAGGAUAAACGACCAUUCCUUGAAGGAUUCUCUCAGGCAUUCCUUUUGGCCAACAAAAAUCAAGGGCAGAAUGUCGGAGCGAAUCAGACGAAAAAAUUCUCGUUGGUGACCCGAAUUUACAUUGCGGUUAUCAUCGCAAUUAUGCUGGCCUUCUUCUCGGGAGGUAAGAAUACGAUUAUUUUAUUUGUAGGAUGGCUUAGGAACUUGUUUAAUUUUAAGUCGCUUUUACCUAGUAUAAGGUCGUAUAAUUUCAUUAAAGACAAAAUUCUGAUUCAGUAAUUCGUGUUCGCGUAGGUGAACGUCCUAUUGGUUCACUGAUUUUCUCGAAUGCUCAGGAAGUGAAGCCAGAAGAAGUUACGGUCACUUUCGAAGAUGUGAGAGGGGUAAGAUUUUUUAUUGUGUUUAUAAGUCGUGGGCAGAUUUUGAUCUUAGAAUUAUUUUUGCCCUUUAUUCUCUCUGAUAAAAUUGUUUUCAGAUGGAAGAAGCGAAAUCUGAAGUUGAGGAGAUCGUAUCUUACCUUAGAGAUCCAGAUCGUUAUAGUCGACUUGGUGGAAGACUGCCCAAAGGAGUUUUGAUGGUUGGCCCUCCGGGUACUGGAAAGACUCUUCUGGCCCGGGCUAUCGCUGGAGAAGCACAGGUCCCAUUCUUUCAUACCAGCGGUUCAGAAUUCGAUGAAGUUUUAGUUGGACAAGGUGCAAGGAGAGUCCGAGAUCUUUUUGGUAGGUUCUUUAACGUGAUAAAUUAGAAUUUAUAUGGUGUCUUUGAAGUAUUUUGAUGUCACAUUUUACAGAAAGAGCAAAGGCCCGAGCUCCAUGCAUAGUUUUUAUUGAUGAGAUUGAUUCCGUUGGAUCGAAGCGAGUCUCGAAUAGCAUUCAUCCAUAUGCCAAUCAGACGAUUAAUCAGGUAAUUUGAGAGUAGAUUUGAGUUUGUUUUGAAUAUUUUUAGGCAAAAAAUAGGUUUUUUUUUCUCCGCUACAUAUUGAUUAUUAUCCAUGUUUUAGUUGCUCUCGGAGAUGGACGGUUUCAACAGAAAUGAGGGAGUUAUUGUCAUCGGAGCCACAAAUCGAAUGGAAGAUCUGGAUAAAGCGUUGCUGAGACCCGGCCGAUUUGACGUUCGAGUUACAGUAUCCAAACCAGACUUGGAUGGGAGAAAGGAUAUUUUUAGGUGAGGUUUUGAUUUUUUACUGUUUGAUUUCGAUGUUUAGGUUGUAUCUUGGCCGAAUCAUCCAUGAAAAGUUAAAUGUUGAUGUCUUGGCAAAAGGCACAACUGGAUUUACCGGCGCGGAUAUUGAGAAUAUGGUAAAUCAAGCUGCCCUGAAGGCCGCCACCGAAGGAUGUAACAGAGUCUCGAUGAGGCACCUCGAAGAUGCCAAGGACAGAAUUUUGAUGGGUCCAGCCAGGGUAAAAGGACGGUUCCCGGAUGAGGAAACCAAUAAAUGCACCGCAUUCCAUGAAGCUGGCCAUACUUUGGUCGCCCUCUUCACAAAAGAUGCCACUCCGGUACACAAAGUGACAAUCAUCCCAAGAGGGCUGAGCAUGGGACAUGUAAGUGGAUUUGAGAGGGUGUUUUACAGGCUUUGGCGAUGGAAUCCACUGAUUGAGUUUUGUAAAUUUUUUGUAUUGCCAUUUUUUUCUUUUUUUUUUGAUUUUCCUUUUUUUCAGACAGCUCUUUUGCCGAGUAAGGACGAAUAUCAAGUAACACGCGCCCAGAUGCUCGCCCAACUCGAUGUAAUGAUGGGCGGCAGAGUCGCGGAAGAACUGAUUUUUGGAGAUGACAAAGUGACCACAGGCGCCGCCGACGACAUGAAAAGAGCCACAGAUUUGGCCACUCAAAUGGUAAAGCAUUAUGGAAUGAGUGAGAAGGUUGGACUGAGAGAUUACUCGUCAGAGGAGAAUACAGGAGCCCUUGUCAACGUGAAUGAACGAUCACCCCAGACGAAUGAACUGCUGGACCAGGAGAUCAACAGGUUACUCAAGGAGAGCUAUCUCAGGGCCAAGAAGAUUUUAACUGAUAAAGCGGUGAGUAAAGACUUUUUAUCGGGGUGGAUUGUCGAAAGGCGGAAUUUUGCUUGAGGGUCUGGAAAAUUUCGGAAUUUUUUAUUGGUUUAGGAAUUUCUAGACAUGGGAAUUUUGAAUUUAUGCGUUUUGGGUUCAAAUGAGUAGGUAGGCGAGGACUGUCCACAUAUAUUUUUACAUUGAUAUUACGACAUGUCUAGUGCGUUUUAAAAAGAAUUUUGGAAAUCUAAUACCCAGUAUAGUAUAAUUUUAUGAUUGGUAUUGCGUUUUAAUCUGUAGGUAGAGAAUGAGCUAACGACUUGAGUUACAUUGCUAUUUUCAUUAAAUCGCCAAUGGCUUGAAGAAUUUUUCUACUUUAUAAAACCUUGACAUCUUAUAUCUUUCAGAAGGAACACACUCUCCUGGCCCAAUCCCUCCUCGAAUAUGAGACACUGACCUCGGAUGAAGUCCGCGAACUCAUCAAGACCGGCAAAAUUGAACGUCCCAAUCUCACCAAUGUCAAUAAUACCGACAUGGUCCCACAAAAAAGAAAACGUCGAGACAAGGCUCCCUCGAUCAUCCAUGUGAACGUCGAUGUUGACUAG